This is a messenger RNA of Cylicostephanus goldi, 660 nucleotides long. Lineage: Eukaryota; Metazoa; Nematoda; Chromadorea; Rhabditida; Strongylidae. The record is from the annotation of a GenBank genome assembly.
UUGAUAAAUAUAACUUCUGGUUUUUACCUAAACAGAUAUCUUCAGAUCCACAAGAUCACCUUGCAAGACCUUCCACUUGCUCGUCAUCUCGAUGCUGCCAACCGAAUCAUCGAAGGUGAACGAAGAGAUGAACGCCUUUGGCGAUCCAUUUGGGAUCCAGCCAUGAGAGACCAUCCAGAAGCGAGAAGCGGAGAGUAUAACGUCCUCGUUAACUCUAAAACAUACUUCCUCUACAAUACAACGCUAGAGGAUCCCUUUUCCACGGAGUUUUUCGUGUGGAUUGAUGCCGGAUAUGGACACGGUAAUCAAAGUGUUUUUCCAUAUGAUAACAAAUGGAAACCACACUUCCCAAGAAAUAAGAUCUCAUUGAUAAAACUGACACCCGUGCACGACCCUGUCACCGGUUACACCAUUGACAGCUUGUAUCGACGAAAUUGGUCUGUGAUUUCGGGUGGUUUCGUAGCAGGAGACAAACGGUCUAUCGGACAACUACACACCCUUGUCCACCGUAAAUUCAUCGAGCUCACAUAUAAAAACAAAGUUGAUGACGAUCAGACAAUCCUUGUUCUCGUGAUCAAUCAACAUCCACACCUGUUUUCCAUCACUCAUGGUGACUGGUUUGAUGCCUUCCGGUUAUUCGGGCAAAAAUCAAAUUAUUGA